This is a messenger RNA of Prunus avium (sweet cherry), 835 nucleotides long. Its product is annotated as Pollen Ole e 1 allergen and extensin family protein. Lineage: Eukaryota; Viridiplantae; Streptophyta; Magnoliopsida; Rosales; Rosaceae. The record is from RefSeq and is a predicted model, not a curated record.
AUAGUCAUCUUUUCUUCAAAUAAGUUUGCCUUUUGUUUCUGUGAGUAAUUUGCUUCCAUGGCGCUUUCCUGGGUGCUCCCAACAACACUUCUCUUUGCUCUGGCUCUUGCAAACAUUCAGCUCUCCACAUGCCAAGUUGUGAAGGCCAAGGUCACUUGCCUUGACUGCCAUAAGAAUACUGAUUUCUCAGGAAUUAAGGUUUUGGUGAAGUGUGGUCAAGUGAAAAAGUUGGCAAUGGCAACAACAGAAAAAGAUGGUUCAUUUGAGACUAAGCUCCCAUUAGGCAACUCAAAAUCUCCUAUGAACUGCCUUGCCAGGAUUCUUGGAGGGCCAGACCAGCUCUAUGCUUCGAGGAAAGUCAUGGCUUCUGAGAUUGUCAAGACCCAAGAGCCUAACUCCUACACCAUUUCAACUCCUCUCGGUUUCACCACAUCAUGCCCUUUGAACAUAAAAGAGGCAGCUUGCAAAGCCAUGAACAAGUUUGGCUCAUCGAAGACCGUUAAUCUGCCUGUGCCUCCAGAGUGGGGCUUGGCACCCUCAAGCUAUUAUGUUCCUUUCAUCCCUAUCAUUGGCAUACCUUAAGUAUCUUGUGUGUGAAGCUGGCAUGGCAUAAGCUCAGCAGUUCUCUAUAUGUUUUUACUUUGCUUUUGUUUGUCCACUAUAUAGCUUGUGGGGAGUGGUUUUAUUGUGUGUUUUUUUUCUCCUGGGUUUUAAACCAAAUCUUAGACGAGUAGUACUGCUAAUUAAGUAUAAUCAAGCAGACUAGUACUGUUAUCUUUCUUCAAUAUAUAGUUUAAAUGUAUACAUAUAUGAUAUAACUAUAUAAAUUGUUGUU